AUGUCUGGAAAAAGUAGAAAAGUAGAAGCUUACGGAGAAGUCACCGCUGAAGAAGUACUAUCAGCCAAGCGAGAGCUAUCUAAAUCAUUUUUUAGAAGUCUCAAAAUUUCAAAUGGCAUACAACGGUGCUACGAAAUAUUUGUACGAGCUGGGCUAGAUUCGUUUACCAUCAGCAGUAUUCACUGUCGAUUGUUCUAUGCACCAGUACAGGUGACGCUAGCCGAGCUACGACAGAGGUUUUGGGUAUUGAAGGGUAGGAGGGAAAUAAAGAAAGUGAUUGGAAAAUGCAAGGCAUGCUUCGUGGAAUUAGAUUGUGGUGGACCAAUAACUGUCAAAUUUGGCUCACAAAAAAUAGUUUUAUACACUUGUCUGACUUCUAAGGCUAUUCAUCUCAAAGUCGUCAAAAACUUAAGGUCGGAGAUGAACCUAAAUUGCCUCCGUCGUUUCACUGUACGCAGGGAAGCCUUACGCAUCAUUUGA
Molecule: messenger RNA, 480 nt
Organism: Enterobius vermicularis (human pinworm)
Lineage: Eukaryota; Metazoa; Nematoda; Chromadorea; Rhabditida; Oxyuridae
Source: the annotation of a GenBank genome assembly